UGUUCCUCGCCUUGGUGGGGAUAGUUGGAGCUGGUGGUUGCCGUAAGCAUUGGUUGAAAUAAUGUUUAAAUGUUAUCAACUGCUGUAGCUGUUAUUUGUGUUAACACUUUAAACAAAAGAUGAUUACAAUCCCUUUGGAUUUUGGGGGAAUGAUAGAAUACUAGCAAAAUGAGAAGAGUUGCUUAAGGAGAAGAAAAAUAAGUUUGCUCUGAAACGCAGCUGUUCCCUUUGGGAUAUAAACUAGGAAUAUGACAGCGAACAAAGAUUUACAGACAGAGAUCCAUCCUCUGAAAAAUGAUGAAACUGAAUCUCAACACGCAAAUGAAGCUUCUGACAAACCCAAAGUAACCAAGCGCAAGAAGCUUACAAAAUUUGGUCAGCUUUCCAAAUGGAGAACUGCUGCCUUUUUCUUGGUGUUAUUUUUAUGCCUAGUUGUGGUGUUCGCAUUCUCCUUCAUAAUUCCUUGUCCAGUCAGACCUUCAUCACAAAGGGAAUGGACCACAACAUUUGAAAAUGCAGCGACUUACCCUUUUCUCACACUGUGGGAUGCAAACCAAGACAAAGUUGCAGAUGUGAUGUUUGCAUUCAAGGAUUCCAACAACACCAACAAUGGAUCCUGUGUUUCUGAGGAUGGCCUUUCUUUUCCUUGUGCUUAUCUAACUGUUCUCUCUGGAACAAAUGGGAGCCUCCUUUGGAAGCAAACUGUAGUGGAAGAUAUUCAGCAUAUUCAAUGCGGGGUUGAAAAUCUCAGUGACAGAAAGUCUUCAGGAUGUCUAGUUAUUGGAAUUCCUCAUUACGUUAUCGCAAUCAAUUCUUCUGGCGAAACAUUGUGGAGCCUCAACACCAGCCUUGCUACAGAUCUUUUAGUGAUUGGUCCUGCAUUGAUACUCCCAGAUCUAGAUGGUGAUGAAGUGGAAGAUCUUUUGCUGAUUUUUAUACCUUCUCAUCAGGGCAACGCUGUUAACGAGUUGAUCUUCAUGCUAGUAUCUGGAAAGAGUGGUGAUCCCAUUGGUCAAAGAGUGUACCUAAAUAGUGCCAAAGGUCUAGUGCCUUCCAGUCCAUUGAUUCAUGUUACCAACACUGGGGCGUACUAUAUUCUCUUCAUUCAAGGAACUGUGCAAGGAGUGGCACUGACAGAUAUUUAUACUCAAGCAACUGGAAUACCACUUUCAGCACCUAAACUAAAUUCAAUAUUAAAGAAAUCCGAUCCUGAAUGGGAGAAGAAAACCAAUAUCACGUCAGGAAUAAUAGAAGUAUACAACUCCCAGCCAGUGAAAUAUCUUCAGCAAGUGCAUGUUGCAGGGACGAACGCUGGCAAACUGCUCAUCAGUACAGAUUAUGCAGUUGAGCUUUUGGAUGGACAGAGCUUGCAGAGCUAUUGGUACCAUAAUCUGUCUCGGAUUCAAGGGAUGCCACUGCCUGGUUAUUUUAACAAGGAUGAUACAUUUGAUUUUCUAAUCGAAGAUUUAAUUGAAAAGAACAUGAAGAAGGUUACUAUUGUGGAUGGUAAAAGUGGCAAAAUACUAUGGGAGGAAGAAUUGAUUACCAGGGAGAACUGUCCAAAACCAUCUUCUGUCAACACUGUAUCCCAGUCCAUCUUUUUUUUCUGGGGUGAACUUCCAACACAAAACAAUGUUUCCUUGCUGGAAAGUUUUUCAGAAAAAAGUCAUAACCUCUAUAUGCUUCAUCCAUUGCAUCCAAAUAUCAUUCUGGAGUUAAAAAAUGGUACUGAAAAUGUGGUUGCCUUUACCACUACCUUAUUUGAACACAGCAGACAUGCUGGAUGUGUUCUGUUGUUGGGACAACCUAAAGGGAGUCAACCAGGCCGUUUGACGAUCAUCAAACAAAAACUGAAAGACAUCAUCUAUUUAAGCAGGGUUAGACGUCUCAAGAAGGGGCAUGAUGAUUUUGAUGAUGAUGAACUUAUAGAAUAUUUCCACAGAAUGAGAUACAGCAGCUAAUGGUUUUUAUUAAUGAAGAAAAUUUGCUGAAUAAUGAACACACAGUACAUCUUUGAAAAGAGUUGUGGAGAAAGUAAGUUUCAGUUCUAAGAUGGGCAAGUUAAUUUAUAGGAAGAAGGAUCGGUUGAGAAAUCGAAGAGUACUUAUUUGUGAAUACAUUAUGGCAAUGUGCCAACUUUAACAAUGAAAUGUUACUGCAGCCUUUGCUGAAGAUGUGCCUAAUGACUCUUAAGUGAUUGCCAGCAUUGAGUAAGUUUCAAAUGAUUAUUUUAAUACAAUGGGGGAAAUAUCUAUUAUAUAAUUUAUCCUUUAAUGGACAAACUAUUAAUCAAUGUACGAAUUAAUCCAAAUAAAACUAAUGGCUUAAAUUGUAGAAAUAUGAACAGUAAGUUUUCAGCCUUGUAAUACUUUGUUUGAUUCAUAUAGUUUCACAGACAUGAUCAUUAUAAUUAUUGCUAGCACCUCAAAUUAGCUGCAGUGGCAUUUUUGGGGUAAGAUGUUGAGUCUGCCCUCAGAUUAAAUAUUACUUGGCAAUCCUGCAAAGCAGGGCAAUUCACCUCGAUGUACCAGCCAAUGUUUAUUCAAUGAAUAUAACAAAUAAUUUGGUGUUUCUGGGAGCUUGCUGUGUAUAAAUUGACAACUUUAUUUACAUUGGACGUACUUCAUGGGUUAUAAGCACUUUAUAAUUUCCUGAAGUAAUGAAAGUUGCUGCUUACAUUCUUUUGUUCUUCAUGGGAAACAGGAAUAUUGGUGAGGCCAAAAAUAAAUGAUUUAGUUUAAGAUCACAAUGAAACUAAUUAUUGCAGUCUGCAUGAACUUUAUGCUAGAGAAUAGAAGUUAGUAAAUUCAGUAUGGUUUAAUUUUCUCCAAACAAAUAGUUGAUGACUUUAUACAUUCACAAAAUAGUUGAUAUUUCUGUAUGAUUAAUUCAUUGAUGUGUAUCCUUAUUACCUAUUUUGUAUUAAAUAUUUUUUGUCUAAAGUGUUUACCUGUGUAAGACAAUGACAUACAUUGAUUACACGAUUGCUAAACUUUUGGUAAAUGAAACACUUGGUAUUUAUUUCAGUAAAAAUCUCUUGUUAAAUAAAAAAUGCCAAAGACAUAAACAAUUGCCAAUUAAAUCCAACCUACCUGUGGUGUAGAUGAAUUGUACUGACACAAAAAUUGAAAAAUGAAUUAUAAAUGUAAACAAAUGUUGACAUUACCGACCUAUCCAAUUUCAAUACUGUAUUUCUUAAUUGGUGACUUUUAAUGUGCAGAAUAUCAGUUACCUUGGCAAUGUGACUAUAAAUUACUUAAUGCUGUGUGGUUUUCUUUGUAUGUACUUCAAUGUGCUAGUGAUUUUAAGUGGAAAGUUCACCAUGCGUACACCGAACAAUUAACAUGUUAUGUAAAGCUUAUGGUUUGCAUGCCUUCUACAAAAUGAUUCAGUUAGAUGCAACGGUGGAUUGAAAUUUUCUUUGCACUAAUUUUCAGAUGUUAUAAUGGUUUUUUGCAUUGUAUUGGUGAAGUAUCUUAAAAGUGCUGUGAGAAAUGUGGUUUGUAAUUAAACUCGUAAAUUAUACCCA
Molecule: messenger RNA, 3529 nt
Organism: Leucoraja erinaceus (little skate)
Lineage: Eukaryota; Metazoa; Chordata; Chondrichthyes; Rajiformes; Rajidae
Gene: fam234a
Product: family with sequence similarity 234 member A
Exons: 13
Coding region: 249-1961 (570 amino acids)
Source: RefSeq, a predicted model, not a curated record